AUAGGGUAAAAGGAGGGUGAAAUGAAAGGGAGAGGAGGGGAACUCUCUUGAGUCGCUUGAGACUUGGACUUUAUGAAAGAAAAGAGAGUUGGAUGGUUCUGAUUGCUCUCUCAUUUUCUGUCUCUCCUUUUAUAUCUUUUUUUUUGUCUUUAAUGUCUGAAGUCUUGUUGGUUCCUAAUGGGCUACCAUCCAAUCACUGCAAAAAGAAAAAAUUCGUAUUUGUGUAUUUUAGGUCCACAAUGCAUGACAUGCAUGUUCCGUUUCUUCUGCUUUUGCUAUUUUGCCUGUCUGUCUGGAUGUCUCUAUCUGUCUACCUAUCUGUCUGUCUGUUCGGCAUCCUGUUCUGUUCUUGCUUCUUUUAUGGUAUUCUUGAUGUUUCAUAAUCGUUGUUUCAUUUGCUAAUGAGGAUGUGGAGUCUUUUUUAACUACG
Lobosporangium transversale is the source of this 430-nucleotide messenger RNA. RefSeq lists its product as hypothetical. Lineage: Eukaryota; Fungi; Mortierellomycota; Mortierellomycetes; Mortierellales; Mortierellaceae. The record is from RefSeq and is a predicted model, not a curated record. Bases 93 to 383 code for a protein of 96 amino acids. The transcript has a single exon.